GUUUUAUUUUAUUAUUCUUUGGUAUUAGGCAGUUAAUUUAGUUUGCAGUCAUGACUGUCGACAUAGAAAUGGACAAUGUCUCUCCGGAAUCUUCGUUUUUAUCGGAGAAAAAAAUAAAUCUGGACACUUCAAAUAAUAAAUCUUGCACAAAUGCAACAAUGAGUGUGCAAACCAGAGAAACAUGGAGUAACAAAGCUCAGUCUUUUUGUACGGUACUCGGUGCAAUAAUUGGAAUGGGAAAUUUAUGGAGGUUCCCUUAUAUUUGCUACAAGUAUGGCGGUGGUGCCUUCCUACUUCCAUACAUAUUCUGUGUCGCCUUCAUUGGAUUUCCAUUAUUUUUCCUCGAAACCGCCUUAGGACAAUUUACUAAACAGGGAGCUAUCGGAGCGUGGAACAUUGCUCCACUUAUGCGGGGUGUAGGCAUCGGUAGUGCCGUGUUGGUGACAUAUUCCUGCAUCUAUUUUAUUAUUAUCAUCGCGUGGGGAUUCUUUUAUUUGUUUCAUUCGUUCACGAUUGGUGAUCUUCCUUUCACAACUUGCGAUAAUUGGUGGAAUACAGAUAAAUGCAGGCCAUAUUCCUUCAAAUUUGAUACAAACAAUACAGACUAUGCAAUUAUUUCUAAUCGUACGUUUACAAGCGACACAUCCUUGAAUAACACAGAUUUUGGUUAUUAUGAAGCAGUGUCGGAAGAAAACAGGACCUUACCUAUUUCGGAGUUCUGGGAUCGUUAUGUUCUUCGUAAGUCAGACUCGCUAGAAGACUACGGUACCCUCGACAACUGGAUGAUGGUUAUCUGCCUGGCUGUAGCCUGGAUUACUUGUUAUUUGUGCAUUAUAAAGGGAAUCAAAUCGGCAGGAAAAGUCGCGAUGUUUACGGCUACGUUUCCUUACGUUCUUUUGCUCGUUAUCAUGAUACGAGGUUGCACUUUACCUGGAGCCAUCGACGGGAUUUAUUAUUAUUUGAAGCCGAAUAUGACGAAGCUUGCAGAACCACUGGUCUGGGUCCAAGCUGGAAGUCAGGUCUGUUAUUCUUAUGCAAUUGGGUUUGCUGCUCUUAUUACGAUGGGAAGUUUCAAUGAAUUCCACAAGGACUGCUACAGACAUUGUAUAUUACUUGUUGGAAGUUGUGCUGGAACGUCGUUUAUUACAGGAUUCGCCGUCUUCAGUAUUUUGGGAAAUCUUGCUUUUGUUACCAAUAAAAACGUUUCCGAUGUCGUCGAAUCGGGUCCGGGACUUGUUUUUCAAACAUUUCCUACUGCGUUAUCUUUGCUGCCUCUACCUCACUUAUGGAAUGCUUUGUUUUUCUUUAUGUUGAUCAUUAUAGGACUCGACUCGCAGUUCGCCUGUGUUGAAUGCAUCAUUGUCCUUAUCACCGAUCAUUGGCCUGCUUUUUUCACUCGUAAAAAUGCGAAAGAAUUAUUGCGAACUUUUAUUUGUGGAACUAUGAUGAUUAUUGGUCUUAUCUUUUUACCAGCGGGUGGUAUCUACGUCUUUGAAUUAUUUAACAACUAUGCAGUAAGUGGAAUCGCAGUAUUAUGGAUAGCAAUGAUGGAAUCCAUUGCAAUUGCUUAUUUCUAUGGAAUUGAUAAUUUUUAUAAAAACAUCGAGCAGAUGAUCGGCUUCAAACCAUCUCCUUUUAUCAAGAUAUGCUGGAUGGUCAUCACUCCGCUUCUUACAGGGGGCAUCAUGGUUUUCUACAUUUUUCAAUAUGAACCUCUCACAAUAAAAGGUUACAAAUAUCCUCCUUGGGCUGAUGCAAUAGGAUGGAUCAUGUGCAUGUCAUCGUUCCUAUGCGUUCCAGCAGUAUUCAUAUACACACUUUGCCAAAAGAAAGGAUCUCUGAAAGAGCGCUGGGUUGAAGCAAGCCAACCUCGCUUAGGGAGCCAUAUAGACGUUGAGAAGAAAAUGGAUAAUGAUUCCGAAGAAGGGUUGAUGUAUUCAUGAGCGACACAGAUACACAAAUGAAGAAAUUUUGGCGCUCGAGUAGUAUGUCACCAAGAUGGCGCACAACCUGAUAACCCUAACCUGGUACACAUACUAUGUUCAGGUUGUGCGCCAUCUUGGUGCACAUAUUACUCAAGCGCCAAAAUUUUAUUGCAGACGGUGGUAAUUGCAAGGAGUCAAAAAAUUUCUGAAUCGCAUGCGGAUAGAGUCUAUUGAGAACGCACUCUCAUUUUUCAAUACACAAUUGAGCACUCAGUAACUAGGGCUGGGCAUUUCGAAUCGAACAGUAAAUUAUUCGAAUCGGUUCACACAAAAAUUUGGAAUUGUUUCGUCCGCCAAAGGACGAGAUGAAUCUCGCAUUUUUUUUCAUUGGAGCCAUAUUUUUAAAAUUCAUUUCCGACGCAUACGACCCUUACCUUUCUAAAAUGUGUUUAUUAUUGUAUGUGACAACUAAGAGAACUGACUGAGUGAUGGAUUCUAUGUUUUCGGUAAUUUAUGUGGUUGGGAGACCCAUAAAAAUAAAAAAUCACAUACAAUUACAAACCUUCGAAGUAUUGGAGAUACGAUUCGAAAAAAAACACAUUCGAGUCGAUUCUGGAAUCGUCAACUAUUCGAAAAUGCCCAGUCCAAUCGGUAACUCGUAAUUUCACCAAAUAUAAUUGAUUAUGUAUAGGAAAAUAUUUGCAGGUAAAUUGAAUUUAACUUUAGUGUUCCACACACGUCAUUGCAUCAUAUGACGAGUCUUCUUCCCUUUCAUAUCUUAUUCGUGGUCGCUACUCUUUCUUUUGAUAUCUACACAGAGAAAUUUCCAGUACCUAAUUUUUUUACAUAAUAGUAAUAUACUUUCUUUAUAAUUAUGAAA
Molecule: messenger RNA, 2805 nt
Organism: Styela clava
Lineage: Eukaryota; Metazoa; Chordata; Ascidiacea; Stolidobranchia; Styelidae
Product: sodium- and chloride-dependent GABA transporter 2-like
Biological process (GO): amino acid transport; nitrogen compound transport; sodium ion transmembrane transport
Cellular component (GO): plasma membrane
Source: RefSeq, a predicted model, not a curated record